Molecule: messenger RNA, 5136 nt
Organism: Cherax quadricarinatus
Lineage: Eukaryota; Metazoa; Arthropoda; Malacostraca; Decapoda; Parastacidae
Gene: Snup
Product: snurportin-1
Biological process (GO): snRNA import into nucleus
Cellular component (GO): nucleus; cytoplasm
Molecular function (GO): protein binding
Source: RefSeq, a predicted model, not a curated record
UCUACAUUACAUAUUAAGUCAGUCAAAAAGUUUAAUUUUGUCUACGAAACCUAAAUAUAAGCAUUUAUUUAGGCCUAAAUACAGCUUGGUGGGUGGAGUGGCCCUUAAUUACAACAAGGACAACAGUGGAGUCCUUCAGAAUAAUGGAAGAUUUGUUGUUCAGCUUUAAUGCGGUGGAAGUAACAAACCACCCAAAUAACCCACAUGCUGAGCAUCCUCACUUCUCCCUGUACAAGGCUAAGAACACUGGCUCAUCACAACAUGAGCGUAGAAAAAGAGUACUGGAGGCAAGGAAAGAGGCUCGUUAUGAUUUGCUGAUGCAUCUGCGAAGUAUAGAAGAGGAGUCGGCAGAAUCAUCUGACUCCUCAGUUGAUAACAUGGAAUGUGAACAGAUUCGAAAGUGUUACUCACGGCCUAGAAAAUAUCGUAACUUUCUCAUGUUAAGUGAAUGGCUGGUGGAUGUGCCAGAUGAUUUUGCUACAACUUACUUUGCUUUACCAUGUCCAGUUGGAAAACGAUCUCUUAUUGUCUCUGCCAGGGGAAGAACGCGUGCAUAUUCAAAAUCUGGCGUCAUGGUAAGCCAGUUCCCUUCGUUGCUGCCUGGUGGCAACCGCCACACAUGUUCUAAAGGGUAUGCCUUGCUAGACUGCAUAUGGUCUGAAGUCAACAAGACGUACUAUGUUUUAGACCUUAUAGUUUGGGUCAACCAGUCCAUCAUGGAGUGUGAGACUUUGUUUAGAUUUGAGUGGCUGAAAUCGAGAAUAUUGGAAGAAACACCUGAAGUAUUAGAAGUAUCAAGACUUAAUCCAUAUAGAUUUGAAUGCAUACCAUUCUAUGAUUGCACACCUGAAACGUUGGCCAGAAUGAUUAGCGAACCACUGCCAUUUACGGUACCGCUUGAUGGAAUUCUAUUUUAUCACAAAGAAAGUCAUUAUACUCAUGGUCCCACUCCUUUAAUUGGCUGGCUAAAAGCAUACAUGUUUCCAGAAAUUUUAGGUAUUGCAGUACCAGAGCAUUUGUUGUCAGAGAGACCUGCAAAGUAUAUCAACCUUCCUGCACAUAUCCAGUAUGGAAAAGAUAAAAAAGAAAAAGGAAAGCCAAGAAGUGAAAAGAUGGAAGUUAUGUGCGCAGAGAACAAUAGGAAAAACAAAGAGUCAUUAAUAACUGACACUAUAGAGACUCAGAUGGAAUCAUCAGCUACUUAGCUUGUGGGGGAAGCUGUGGUCAGCAUCUGUGACUACAGCAUAUGGUAUUGGCAAUAUAUAUAGUAGAUUAAUUGAAAUAUUGUGUGGUAAGUUUUCAUAGUUACCCGUCUUAACCUGAGAAAAUAUAUCAUACCGUGAAAAUUUUUCUUAUGGACUUUUACAGGUAUCAUUUGUCCAUGCAUGUUUUGUACGUCUGCAUUCAAUAAGCUAGAGGAAACAUUAAUUUACAACUUCUUGGUUACCUAGAAUUUUUGUCAUCUGGCCAGUUAUAACAAGUGGUACAUGUUGUUAUAACUGGCUGAGAAUCUCCCUGUCCCUCCAUGUAAAUAUAGUUUAAUCCAUUUUUUAAAUAAUUUGUGCUUAAAUUUUGAAGGAGUUGUCUUCAAACUUGAGAGACAUGAUUAAAAAAAAAAUUGCUCUUGGGGAAAUAAAAGCUAGUCUGGCUAGACGAGUAUGUCUUGUCUGGCUGGUCUACAUUUCAAGCAAGUCUAGAUAGUUGUAAUUAUUUUGACAGUGAUUAUGUAUGAAUGAUGGUGAAAGUGUUGAACAAUGAUGAAAGUUUUUUCUUUCUUCUUGAGUCCCCCUGCUUUGGUUGGAACAGCCGACGUGUUACAAAAAAUUAAAAAAAAAAAAAAAAAAAAAAAAAAAGUCGGUCACAAUGAAGCCAAAGUUUAAACUGGUCUGUGUUUAUGUAUCUUAAUCUUGUCCGUAACCUGUUUGGAAUUUUUAUUAACCCUUAAACUGUCCAAACGUAGAUCUACAUUUGUUCCCGUAGCGCUCCAAAUGUAGAUCUACGUUUUUUUUACAUGCUUUCUUAUAAAGAAAAUCAAGGUUGGAGCACUACGCUUGCAAACAUAGAUCUAUGUUUGCACAGUUUAAGGGUUAAAUUGGUUUACAGCUUGAGGCAUUAUAAAUAAAAAAAUGUGUAUUUUUUCUAGGGCAUCACUGAGCUUAAAACCAAGAUCACAGAUAUAUAAAGGUCAGAGGUCAUUUUAAUAGUGUUUAUUUCUCUGCUUGCACAUCCAAUUUCAUGUGCUUUAAGAUAAAAUAGAGAGAGCAAGGCAAGCUUUUCCUGGCCAGUAUUUCACUGAGUUUUAUAAACCAAGUUUUAAAGAAACACGUGUAACUAUAAUUUAUAUAUUCCCCGAGAGUGUGAGAAAAGGUUUAGUAGUGACAAGUGAGAUGAGACUAAAUAAUUAGAUUAGGGUUUUUUUACCCAUUUUGAUAGUUAAGCUAUAAGCAGUGCAAAACUAAAAGCCCACCUUCAUGGAAGUCAUCACAAACUCACUGUAAACUUAAGUACUCGCUUAAAGCCCUUAAUACUUUAUGUACACUUUUUUUAACAUGGCCAUUUCCCGAGAAGUUUAUGACCUUACAAAAGAAAUACCCUCACUGUCUUUCAUUCAGUCACAGCUCAGAUAUCUUUCCAAACAGCAACAUACCCACCCUCCCUCCCUGCUUCAGUGUAGGCACUGCACUUCCCACCACCAGGUCUCAAGUCCUGCUUAACAUUAUUAUUUUUUCACAUGGGUAAUACCUAGUACUUAUAAAUGUUAGUGAAUAAACAGGUCAGGGUUGUUGUUGUUAUUGCUGUUCAGUCAGGGAAUGUAUAAACCUAUUAAUGUAUAAACCUGUUGGUCAUUCAGUGAUACACGGCAAGGAUGAGGCUGACAGCAACAUCUACACAAUUCCAUGUGACACUUGAUAUAUCCACACUGGAAAUCAAAUAUGCACAUGAUUGCAGAACCUGUAACACAAGCAAUGCAUGUUGCCCAGAAGCUGCAGUUAUACACAUGACACUGUUGAAAAGAAUUGGGAGUUCUUGGCAUUGUGCAGCCUUUUUAUUGCUACUUAUUUUCCAAGACCACAUUUAGACAGUGACCUAAUGACAUAAAAGCCUGUCGUCUAUUGACAACACAUCUUCCAACACCACGUCUCACCUACUGCAAUGGAAUAUAAAAAUUGUAAUUGUGCUCCUCUGUAACACUAUACAACUUAAACCUCAGUGAAACUUUCUUUGAUAAAUGCUCAUCUUGCCAAGUGUCUUUAUUUUAUCCAAAUUGUCAGGAAUUUGUCAGUUUUUUAUUCAGUGUAAUCUCCUUUCAGGCUUCACACUUUUGUAUUCAUUUUAUUUUUUGUCUUUAGAUGUUAACAUGUUACAUUAUACAUGUUGCCCCAACAGUAAGUAGGUAACUUACGAAAUCAUAAUGACACAAUUGCAAACAAACCAUGGUACGGGCGAGGACUGAACUCUUGACUAGCGAGUCAUAAAACUCCAGACUAAUGCGUUAACCACUGGGCUAGUUGGCUACAGUAAGAUUCAUCCAAUUAGGUAUAUUUAUACAGCAUAGGCACCAUCUGUAAAAACUUGCAUUUGUGGUCACAUUGGUGCCUAUGCUAACCUUCCUAUGGUGUGUAUUAUUAUUAUAAUCAAGGAGGAAAUGCAAAACCUGUAGGAUUAUACAGCAGCCUGUGGGGGGGAUGUGGAAGGUAUUCAGGCUUAAUUCAGGGAACUGGAACACAGCUUCAAUUCCCUACAUCAGGAUCCCCUCACCAGCAUCAAGGAACCUUCCUUGAGGGGCCUAUGGUGUAUAAAUAUACCCAGUUGGACGAGUCUCAUUGUAGCCAGCUGGCCCAGUGGCUUACAUGUCGUUUUGAAGUUUUACGAAUCCCUAGCCACGAGUUCAAUCCCCUGCCCAUACCAUGGUUAAUAAGUAGGUACCUGGGUGUUAAUGACUAUUUUAGGUUGCAUCCAAAGGGGGGUGUUAAUGACUAUUUUAGGUUGCAUCCAAGGGGGGUGUUAAUGUACCUUAGACAGGGCUUGGCUUUGCAGUGAACUGAGGUAGGAUAACAGCUUUUAGCCUGUAAAUUAAAGUGUAAAAAAAAAAUGUGUUCUGCUAUGUAUUUCAUUAACUAAAUUUUUAUUUUGGCACUUCUUCAGAAUGGCCAGUGUGUACAUUUUAUAAAUACAGGUCCAUAUCCCUUGAUCUGAAAUUCGAAAAACUGAAGUUUUUUCGUGGAGUGUGGAGCAUCGGUCAUCUCCGUGCUGGGUCACGCCGCCACGUGGCGGCCUUGAGAAUCGUUCUGAAAUUCAAAACAGUACAGGUCCCAAGGGUUUUGGAUAAAGGGAUGUGCACCUGUAUUGGUUCUUUUCUUAUUACUCCAUUCAUUAUGCCUCUCGUAGAAAGUGAUGAAGAAUUUGUAGUUUUGUAUCCAGAUAUGUUGCUUUUACAAAGCCUACAUGAAUCUGUAUUUUUUCUUGGUUAAACCAGUUAAGUUUUAAUAUCCCAACAGUACCUUAAUGAAUAUACUUCAGAUGGAAAAUGCAGUUAACCAUUUUAAUUUGACUAAUAUUUUAGAGAGUAGCUUUCAAGCCUUCUAGGUCUUUGUCUUAAAAAUUAUCUAGACACCAUAAAGUGAUGAAUGACCAGUGCAGGUUUUGCGUGUUUUCCUAGUGAAUGCUGUACAACAUAAUUUAGCACUAUUCCUCACGCCCUUCUAGGAGGGAAAGGGGCUGGCAGAGGCGCCUUGGUCCAAGGUGCAUUGUUGUCCGAGGAAUUGCAGCUACCCUUUCCUUCCUUCAACCUAACUUGAUUACUUCUUGUUCUCCAGGUACUGUAUGACCCUAUAGGUUUAGGCUUUUUCUCCAUAAUUUAAUUAUGUAACCCAAUGAGCAACACCACUUUUGAUAGUGAUUUAUGGAUCUUUAUUAUCUUGUGAAUUAAAGUCAGUACAGAAAAUAACUUUAAUCAGCCUUUCUCAACUCUAAAUUAUUAUUAUAAUCAAAAAGAAGCACUAAGCCACAAGGGCUAUACAGCUCUCAACUCUAAAGCAUUUAGAUAUAAAAAAAAAAAAAAAUUAAUUCAGUGUUACUUUUUCAACGAACCUGAGAAAUGCUUUAAAUUAUUCACAGAAUUUUAGUUCACAGUUG